AUGAACAAGAGCUGCUUGCGUUUUAUUUUUUAAUGAAUAUCAUAGUUCCUAUGACAAACUUCUAAAUAACAUCAAUCGGCCUAGCCUGCACAAUCGUAGAAUACAUGAUGUGUUAACUCUUGUAUAUAAGUCUUUUCACGGUUUGGCCCCUAGUUAUGUUAACGAGCUACUGAUAGAAAGAAAUUCUUCUUACAAUUUGCAUGGUAAACACUCUCUUAGUAUUCCCAGAGUUCAAUCGACCAAAUAUGGUUUGCACUCCUUUCGCUACUCUGCCAGCAAAUAUUGGAAU
Messenger RNA from Porites evermanni, 289 nucleotides. The record is from the annotation of a GenBank genome assembly. NCBI's taxonomy places the organism in Eukaryota, Metazoa, Cnidaria, Anthozoa, Scleractinia, Poritidae.